Besnoitia besnoiti is the source of this 3312-nucleotide messenger RNA. RefSeq lists its product as uncharacterized. Lineage: Eukaryota; Apicomplexa; Conoidasida; Eucoccidiorida; Sarcocystidae. The coding region runs from base 1 to 3312 and encodes 1103 amino acids. The transcript has 2 exons. The record is from RefSeq and is a predicted model, not a curated record.
AUGCAAUGCCAGACGCCUGCCUUGUCAAACGUGGCGGCGCCGGCCGUGCAACUCUGCCGCGCUGGAAAGAAGACAGCGUGGAGUGUCUCCUCCUCCGCCUUCCGUCGGCCCAGAGAAAGCCUGCGGCCACGACACAGACAGAGAGAGCCUCCCCCCUCUUCCAAGGCCCCGGACUCGAGCAACGAUUCGUCUUUUCCAGAGACGCGGCAAUCCCCGGCGGCCGCAUGUGUAGCAGCAUUCGUUGGGUACGGCUGGCAACACACUGGGCGGAGUCUCGUGUCGCCAGCGCCACGGCAGGCCUUCAACUGGCUGCGAGAGCCUCCUGGAUUCUUUCGAAAGUGUUCGAGGCGGACAGGUCGCACGGGGGGCGAUGCCCCGGGCCCCGCGCGCGACGAUCUGGAAGGCGAGCAGUUUGUGGGGCGUUCUGGGGAACGGCAGGUGUCCCAAAAGCGCGUGGAAGCUGCAGCCGCGGCUGCCUCCCUCGUGCGGAGUCUGCUUGUCCGGCCCAGCCGGAGGAUCUGUGGAAGCUGGCGAACGUGUGUGCGGAGAGCCAGGCAGCCCUAUGUGGGACGCCUCUGUUCAUUCCAAGGGGGUGUUUGUGACCGGGGGGAGGGCGGCUGCGUGGCGCGGAGUAGUGACGCGGCGUUGCCUUCGGUAUUUAGGGCUCAACAAGCCCUGUCGGGUUUACUCCGUUGCGAACGCAUGGGCGGUCCGUCGCAGGGAAGUCGCGGCUCGCGUUCAGUGACGCCCGAUCUCCGCUCCAGUUUCAUUUACACAGGGGGCCCUGACUCGUCGCCUUGUGUCGAUGUGGCGUCGGUGCCCCCUGACGCUGCAAGCUCGCCAGCCUUAGAGACGGUGCAGUUAUUCCAACCCUCUGUAGACUUUGUCAGUAAGGUCCUCCAUGCGGCUCAGUCUGCUCUGGAGGCGCCUGCAAGCUCGAGCGUGCCUCCGAGCAAGGAGACGAGAGCCUGUCAUCUCGCGGCGCCUGGCCGCCGCGACCCCCCGCUCGGUGACAUCCCUUCCGCAUGCAGAGCCAGCGCAGAAGGGGGGAGGGUCAGGACCCCUGAUCUUCGCCGGCAGCGCGAGGCGCCAACUAACUCCGCGUCUCCGCGUUCGACACAGCCUCCCUGUGGCUCAGAGCCGCCGCCUGGCGGAUGCGAGGCGGCAGAGACGACCGUGGAACGCGCCGUUCUGGAGGGCGACCUUCGGCUCCUGAACGUGGCGCUGACCGAGGCCCUUGCGCGGGCGUCCUCUCCGCAAGAGGUGUUUCGUCUGGUCGUUCAGUUCCGCGCGUUUUUCCUCCCCGCCAACGCAGUGACCGCUCUGCACACGCUGGCGAGAAUGAAGCGGACAGGAAGGAAGGCCGUCGAGUGGGUUGAGGUGUCUCCUGCCGUGAAGGCCGACUCCAGCGGCUGUAGGAGGGGCCUUCUCCUACAUCCGUGUGUGAGCAUGCUUCUCCGCCAGUUGGUAGGGACGAAAAGGUUCGAUAUCUCCGCCGUGUCGCCGUCGUCCCUUCCGACAGCGAGCUGCGCAGGACCUGCGGAGCAGAGUCAAGAGGCGGUCACACACGGGAGCGAGGCUGCCACCGACCAACGCAGGCUCGUGAGGCGGCAGCCCCCCUCAGGCGGGUGCGUCGCGAGGACUGAAGCAGACGCCCUCGGGAGGAGUUCACAAAGUCGAGGCAGAGAGAAGGGCGCCACGGUUUCGAGGCUCGCCAGGCUGUCACCACGCCACUUGCCGGUCGCUCUGUGGAGCGUUGCAAAACUGCUGAAGACGCACAACCCCGCGCAUCCGGGCUGCGGCCUGCCGAGAGGGACUGAUUCGGUCUCUCGUACAGAAUCCGCGCGAUCGAGAGAGGCAAAAAAGGAACAAGCCCGCCGACAGCCGGAGCCAGACCGCGCUGGUGCUGUUUCCGCAUCUGGCCGUCCUCCCGGCACAGAAGAAGGAAGUAGGGGAGCAGCUGCAGAAGCGAGUGAACUCGGAAUGCCAGAGCAGCCACCCGUCGUCAGCCGAGACUGGGAGGACCAACAGAGUCUCCUUUGCGCAUUUUACUACGACGCUCUCGUCUCUGUGGAGAGCCGCGCAGCUGAGUUGGCGCCCCAGGGUGUGACUAUGAUAUCAUGGGCGCUGACCAGCUUCUGUGAGGGUAGUCUGGCGCGCACAGUGUCGAAAACGCUUUCUUCCGCGGAAGUGGCAGGUUGCCUACAGCUGGCCCUAAACGCUCUUGGCCGAAGGCUUGUCGUCUUCCUCGAGCGCCAGAUGCGCCGGGAGAUGACCGCGGAAGGCCGCGUCUCAUCUCUGGACUCUGGGGCGCCAGCUAGGGAGACAGGCGAAGGUGCGGGAAGGGAAGGGACAGCCAAGUGGGAGCGACACAGCGCGGAAGACGCUCUUUCCUCGACGAGCGCAUCUGACUCUUGUGGCUGGAGUACGACCAGCGAGGAGGAGGAAAUGAAUCGGCGACUGACGCAGCAGGCGACGACGCAGGGCAGGCGCGCAGUAGACGAGGGGGCCGAGGAGCGCGGCGAGGACCUCCCAGCGAAAGGGCCUCAAGCGUUCACACAGCGUGGAGGGCGUGAGGUGGAAGACAAGGCGAAGCGGCAAGAUCCGCACGACACCAGAGAACCCGUAGCAGGACCCCGCGAGGUUUGUACGUAUUUGAGGGCAUGCAGCAGCGCGCGAGUUCGCGACUGGAGUGUCGUUCUACCCGUGAUCACCACGGCGUUCCAGUCUUCGGGGGAGAUACAACACGUGGCUGAGUGCCCUCGGCAGCCUUACGCGCAGCCUGGCGCUUCCCGUCUGUCGCGUCAUCCCGGUGCGGUCAUCGCGUCGUGCUCCCCUCAUGCGGCUGCUACAACCUCACAAAAUGCGUCAUGCCGAGCGCCUUCGGCGCCGCCUGGAUCUUGCGGACGUGGUCUGAACUUGCUUCCGCACUGCAGGCCACAGGACAUCGUGUCGCUCGCUCAUGCUCUUCGAGAGUUCCUCCCUUAUUUCCAAGAGUUGCUCUGUGAGCAGCUGCAUGCCACUUCACACAGCCCCCUCUCCGGAUGCCCCGUCACCGCGAAAGGCCCAGCGACAAGUUCGCUUGUUUUCGCAGCCUGCAGGCUCCCCUUAAUGAUUGCAAAGCGUGCUGAGGAAAUGGCCCCGCAACUCGGCGACUCUCAGCGGACCCAGGUGGCUGCCCUCGUCAGACUGGCCGAGUCGCACUGUGUUGAGACGCAAAGAGAAAAGCAGAAUUCAGCAGCCUCUAUGCUGGCCACAGGGAGCUUGAAAAAGGACAGCAACUUACAGGUACUAACAGACAUCAGAAUGUAG